Molecule: messenger RNA, 2664 nt
Organism: Spinacia oleracea (spinach)
Lineage: Eukaryota; Viridiplantae; Streptophyta; Magnoliopsida; Caryophyllales; Amaranthaceae
Exons: 2
Coding region: 1667-2371 (234 amino acids)
Source: RefSeq, a predicted model, not a curated record
UCCAUGUGAUUCAAAUCAUUCAAAUGGGAUGUCAAGAUGGAUUCUUUGGCAAAGAAACACCCAUAAGUGAACUUGAAUAUUGAAGUCACAAAGGAUCCCUAAUCCAGGUCAUUGAAAGGUGGACGACCAAUGACUAAUGAAGAUUAGAUUGCAAGUAGAUUACUUAGUUCCGUUUCUUGAAAUAGAGUGACUGGUCGUCAGAAUCUUUUGCAUAGAUACUUAUUGGAUCUUGUAUCGGAUUGACCAUGAGAACGCUUUAAGAGAUUAAAGUCAUGUCAUAGGUAGUUCUCAUUAAUGGUGAUUAGAAACCGUUCCUCAGAACAUGAGCGAUUAUGUCUGCUCGUUUGAGAAUUAGUUCGCUUUGAUACUAGCUAAACGUCGCACCGUAAAAGGAGGCUAUAAAAGCAGUUAUUGGGCGUACUAUGAAUCAAAGUGAGUGUUCAUAGAUUGCAAGAACAGAUUGUCCUCCUAUCUUUGAUAGGAUAUGGUGUUGUUGUGUAACAAGGCCUCUCGGAGAGUUAGAUACUGUAAAAUGCAUGGCCGUGCUCAGAAUGGUUAGGCUUAACCUUCUGCAAAAGUUUGACAGUUGAACUCUGUAAUCCGAGAAACACUUCUGGACCUAAUAAGGAUGACUUGGAUCUUACCUUAUGUUCAGUAAGUAACACUAAGCGACAAAGGAAUGUGGAUGCACACUUGUCUGAAUGACAAGUGGGAGAUUGAAGGAAAUAUGUCCUUCACCCAAGGUGCAUUAAGUCUAAUACCAAGGUUCAGAUUAAUUGCGAAUAAUUAAUUCAGUAAGAUCAAGUGAUCGGAACAGCUAGCUGGAGCAAUGCUACCGAUCAGUGAGUUCUAAUGGAUAUUGAACUCACAACUUACUCUUGACUGAACCUACAAGGUCACACCAAUGACACGUAACAGAUCACCGGAUUAAAUGAAUCGGAAAUUCAUUUAAUAGCUUUUCGGGAUUUAAGUUGGAAACGUAUUAUACGAUACGACCUUGCAUCGGAAUCGUUUAUCGUAUCGCGAAUAUUCGUAAGCUAGGCGAAACGAAUAAAUCGUAUCGUACGACGGUGAUUCUUCGUAUACGAAACGAUAAAUAAUAUAUCGAAAAUAUAUUAAACGCGAAUACGAAGGGCGGCCCACGAGCCUAGUGCGCAAAGCACUCGAGGCCCCUGGGCGCGCUAGGCGAGCGAGAAAAAGGCCAAGGCAACACGGCAGCGCUAGGCCCAUGGCCGAGCAUGGUUGUGCGUGUGCGCGCGGGCCUGUGCAGCGACACAGCCACAACAAGCGAGGCCCAUGGCCCAGCGCGCUGUGCUUGUCGCACGCACGGCUUGCUGGCCGGCCUUGCCUACGGGCUUGGUCGGUUUAGUAAGGUUAUGUAAAUAACCUUAUGACCUAAUUUCCAACUUACUGCAAUCACAAUUCAGAUUACACACAACCCUAGGAGAAAACAGAGAACCCUAAUUCUCUCUGUGCCUCCAUAGUGUGUUCAUCCCAAAAGCAAAUCUCUUGAUCGAUUGUCUAAGCUACGAUAAUCAAGACGGAUAUGAUUGUAUUGGUGAACCAAGUAGAGGAACAGCAAGUGGACUUCUUUGUUCGUGUUCGUUGAUAGAUUAUUGUGGAAAACACGCUUCGAAUGUAAGUUUGCUUAAUCUGUGCUUUAUACAUGUUUCCUGGCUUUGGGGAUUGUUCCGCACAUGUUAUUAUGUUUAACUGUAUUCCCCUACAUGAUGAACCCUGGAACCCCAAAAUCGACCUCCUUCGUGGCGAGUCAGUCCUUACUGAUGACUGCAAAGGAGGUGGUUGUAUGGGUUGGAGGGCUUUGAAGAACUUGGCCACUCCACGUGACAAUCCUGCAGUUGAGAUUGACGCGCCGGCUGCCCAGCAUAUGAACGACUUGUAUAAGGCGUGCAACUCUGCAGUGGAACUUGUGAAGUUAUACCUCUGCUACCAGGAGGAGAAUGAGGCCCUCAAGAAAAAACAUGCUGAUUUGGAUAAGCUGAUGGGUGAUGCCAAGCGUGACCUGGAGCAGAAGUCAACUGAGCUGGAAAGAGUGAAACGACGCAACAAAGAGUUGGAGAAUGUUGCUAACAAACUGGCUGCAGAGAAGAUCAAGACCAAAGAGCUGUCCGAGAAAUUGCAGGAGGCUGAUGAGAAGGCCAAAGCUGCUUACAAAACCGGUGCUCGAGUUGGUGCCUUGCGUUUUUCUCGGUCACAAACCUAUAGCAAGCGUAUCACGGAUAGCCAUAACGGUGGUUGGUUUGCUACCCAUCGUUGUGGUGUUCAUGGUAUCGGCCUUACCAAAGAGGAUUGUGCGGAUAUCGAGUAUGCUUUUCUUGUGGAGGAGAAACACAAGAAACCGACUGGUUAGGAGACACAGAUCUUCCCUGAGGAGAUAAUUCAGAAUGUUGAUCCCUUGACUCACCCUCCAAUCGAACUGAAGGAAGAAGAUUACCUGGAUCCUGCCAUGUUGUCUUCCAGUACCAACCAAGCGGGUCGUUCACAAGAUUGAAGAUGCGGGCAGUCAUCACCUAGGUCAUCCUGCGAUUCAUCUGGCGUUGUUAUUUUUAUGACUAGUUUGUAACGCCCUUUUGGUAUCAACUGUUUGUGGCACCUUUUGCCUUGAGAUAUUUUAACUUGUUUGUAUAAACGUUUUAUUUGGUA